AUGAAUGAACAUAUGGAGACAGCGUUUAAACUGGCCGAAGAGGCAUUAAAGAAUGAUGAAGUACCUGUUGGAUGUGUUUUCGUUUGCGACGGAGUUCAGGUCGGACAAGGACGAAAUGAAGUAAAUGCCAGCGGAGACCCAACUGCACACGCUGAAAUGGUGGCAAUUCGAGAAAUGCGUAAGCAUAAUUGGUCUGAAAAGGAGAUUCACACUUUUGAAUUAUUUGUGACACUCGAACCUUGUAUUAUGUGUGCCGCUGCAAUGUAUGAGUUGGGCAUCAAACGAAUUGUGUAUGGGGCAGCAAAUCAAAGAUUUGGUGGAAUCGAAAGUGUUGGAAACAAAGAAAAAUAUGGUGCAGAACAUGAAAUUGAGGUCAAUUCCCUAAUUGAAGCAAACCGUGCAAUUGGUCUACUUAAACAAUUUUAUGAAUUAGAAAAUGCGAACGCCCCGGAACAAAAAAAGGAAGAUAAAAAGAAAAGAAAUUGU
Mesorhabditis belari is the source of this 486-nucleotide messenger RNA. NCBI's taxonomy places the organism in Eukaryota, Metazoa, Nematoda, Chromadorea, Rhabditida, Rhabditidae. The record is from the annotation of a GenBank genome assembly.